CAUGAUGAAAGUACAAAUUAAGACCUAUAGUAGAUAGAAGAAGUCAAAUCGACAACAAAAACCCAAAGAAUUGCACAUCAUAGUCAUAUUAAAGGAUUGGGAUUAUCAGAGGAUGGCACAGCUUUAGAAAAUGCAUCUGGAAUGGUUGGAUAAUAAAUUGCCAGAGAAGUAAUACUAAUAUACUAAUAUUUAUAGGCUGCAGGAAUAUUUGUCGAUUUAGUCAAAUCUAAAAAGCUAGCAGGAAGAGCAUUACUUAUGGCUGGACCUCCAGGAACAGGAAAAACUGCAAUUGCAUUGGCGGUAGCAUAAGAAUUAGGAUCGAAAGUUCCAUUCUAUCCAAUGGUGGGUUCAGAAGUGUAUUCAGCUGAAGUGAAAAAGACAGAAAUACUAAUGGAGAAUUUUAGAAGAGCAAUUGGUUUAAGAAUUAAAGAAACAAAAGAAGUUUGGGAAGGUGAAGUUACAGAUUUGAAAACAGAAGAAAAAGAUGAUUAAACAGGGUAUUAAUAUAUUCUAAUGAUAAUUUAGAUAUGGUAAAGUAGUAUCAGCUGUAGUAAUUACAUUAAAAACAUCUAAGGGAUCAAAAACAUUGAAAUUAGAUCCUUCAAUUCAUGAAAACUUAACAAGAGAAAAAGUAACUAUUGGAGAUGUCAUCUAUAUUGAAGCUAAUAGUGGUAAUGUCAAAAGAGUAGGCAGAUGUGAUAUUUACAAUAGUGAAUAUGAUUUAGAAGCAGAAGAAUAUGUACCAUUACCAAAAGGUGAUGUACAUAAAAAGAAAGAAAUUGUUUAAGAUGUUACAUUACAUGAUUUGGAUGUAGCUAAUGCUAAACCAUAAGGAGGACAUGAUUUUGUUUCUUUAAUGAAUCAAUUAAAUAAAAAAAAGAAAACUGAUAUCACAGAUAAAUUAAGAGGAGAAAUUAAUAAAGUUGUGAGCAAAUAUAUUGAUUAAGGAGUUGCUGAAUUAGUUCCUGGUGUUUUAUUUAUAGAUGAAUGUCACAUGCUUGAUAUAGAGGCUUUUACAUUCUUAAAUAGAGCUUUAGAGUCUACUCUAGCUCCAAUUGUUAUUUUGGCUACCAAUAGAGGUUAAUCUUAAAUUAGAGGAACAGAUAUUGUUAGUCCUCAUGGAUUACCAGUUGAUUUAUUAGAUAGGUAUUAUUAUAAAUAUAUUAUUAUUAUUUAAGAUUAUUAAUUAUCAGAACAACUCCAUAUAAUUUAGAAGAUAUUAUUAAAAUAUUAGCCAUUAGAGCCUAGACAGAAGGCUUAAAAAUAUCUGAAGAAGCUUUAUAAGAUCUCAGUUAAAUAGGAAAUGAAGCUUCUUUAAGGUAUCUAUAUAGUUAAUAAUUAAUUUUAGAUUUGCUAUUCUUUUGCUCACUCCAGCAAAUAUACUUGCUUAAACUUCUGGAAGAGAUGAAAUUGGAAAAUAAGACAUUCAAGAAGUUCAUGAUUUAUUCCUACAUGCCAAAUAAAGUUCAAAGGUGUUAGAGCAACAAGCUGAUAAAUAUAUUAGUUGAU
Paramecium pentaurelia is the source of this 1509-nucleotide messenger RNA. The record is from the annotation of a GenBank genome assembly. NCBI's taxonomy places the organism in Eukaryota, Ciliophora, Oligohymenophorea, Peniculida, Parameciidae.